Messenger RNA from Aspergillus calidoustus, 5559 nucleotides. Lineage: Eukaryota; Fungi; Ascomycota; Eurotiomycetes; Eurotiales; Aspergillaceae. The record is from the annotation of a GenBank genome assembly.
CUUUCGAUGGCGGCAAGGGCCGCAUGAGAGGGGCACUCGAUUUCGUUUCCGGACGACUCUAAACUGACCUUCCGGGGACACCCCGCCGUUGCUGGAAGAGGUCGUGGACGGUGGUGUCGGACUCAUUUUGACUUCCGCAGCAGGAACUAAUAUUGAGGAUCGAUGUGUAUGAUGAAGCAGCCAAGCGGCCGGUCGAGACCAACGUCUUGGGAAAAUGCGAAUAGUAGGCGAACAGUCAGCGUUAAUCGCGCAGCGUCUCUGCAGGCGAUGGUAGGCCGGUUCGUUCCCUAUAAUUCGAGAAUUCGAGAGAGCGCAAGUUCAAUGUUUCCGAUUCCGACCCAGUUAACCCUCUCGGGUUCGAUGUGGACUCAGCGAUUCAACUCCCAGGCGCUUCCGAGUCGUGCCUACCCGCUGAAGAAGAUAAAAAUCAAUCGACGAUUCAAGAAUAAUUUGAGGUACAACCGGUCCGGCUUUUCUAUCAAGCAACUCAGCGGUGUUGUUGCGCACGUAGUUGAAAUUCGACUUGGAGCGUACUGACGGUUGUGGAGAGUGAGGGGUAGGGCGAGUGCGAGGAGAUGCGGUAGAGAAGAAGGCGAACUUGCAGGUCGAGAGGAAUCAGCUACUGAGAGUAUUGCGCCGACGCCGAUAUGGUAGGCGGACUGCUCCACGAGUUCACCUCGAUAGGCGACGAAGGUAGGAUGUUAUCGCGCAGAGGCUUGAUGCCAAGAUACCCAGGUGAACGGAGAUGGUGAGGUCGAUGAGGGCCGAGCUCGACUACCAAUCAGCAACCCGGGCCACCAGGGGAAGAAAUGACGCGUUAUCUGGAUGCCUGGACCGCUGUUAGAAGACACGAGGGACUCCUCCUGUUGACGGCAGGAAGGAGUGGAAGAAUCCGCAAAUGGAGCGAGCUGGACUUCUUAGGCCUGCUUAGUGAUGGAGAUGAUUUUAUCUCCGUUAUCACCAUUGAAGGCGGUCAGGUCGAGCUUGCUUCUUUGGUCGCUUGAAAACUCUAGGUUUCGCACGGCGAGCCUCGAUGCCAGACGAUGGUGGUCUACGUUGGUGCAGGAAGAUUUUUUCGAGCAAUUCGCAUUGUCAGCCAAUAUCCUGGCAUCUCGAGCUGGGGGCUCCAUCACGCCGCCGUCUUCGUCACCAUCCGACAGAACCAGACUCUCGCCUGGGGGCUGAAAGGCUCUCGCUCGUUCUUUGGGCCUGAUCCCCGUUAAACAUGCACGUUUCAUUUGCUGGGGGGUUGCAAGGGUCAUGUGAGGCUGUGGCUCUGCUCGAUCACUGAGUCACACAACGCGGCUCAGCCCAAUCAAAACCGACGCCGGAGGGUUGUUGGCCCGCGCAGCCGCUCUGGAGUCUGGAGGUUUGAAGCUUGCUUUUUUGGCUCAUAUUAGUAGUCCUGAUGGGCCCGGGGGGUCGUUCGGAAAUCCAGGGCUCACAGAGAUACCAUCAAACCAUCUCGAUCAUUUCGAGGCUCAGAACGGACCCUAGAGAAAGUGCACAAUAAUAAUAGCCUUUGUGCGCCUGUCGAGGACAGCUCGUCAACCAUCUCAUGCUUUGGUUAUGACCUCCUCCCAGUAGUAACCAUGAAGGUAGACUUUUACUAUGACUGGUAAGAUGUGUACGGGGUACAGCAGUACUAGUAUAAAAACGGCCGGCGGAAGCUCCAGUCAACUGUCACUGAGAAAUCGAGAUGCAGUCCAUGACAGGGGCGCAUCGACUAAAGAAUAAGCUUAUGAGCUCUAACGUAUUUUCCCCCGAGCUGGCCGAUCGUAAAAUCUGAUAUAUGCUUCCAAAAUGUUGGUUGACCUUAAAAACUACAGUGACAGCCUUGACUAUUAUUUCCAUCUUGUUCUUCUUUACUUCACGCCUAAAAAACAGAGCCAGAGGUGAAUCAAGUUAGCCUUGGGCACUUUCCAAGUCGUGAGCAUUAUUAUUCUUUUUUUAAUUAAUUGCUUUUUCCGAGUCGCUUCUUGCGGGCAACCGUCUUGUCUAACACAUCUAACCUAUGAUUCGAACUGAUCAGUUGGAACCCAUGUUCCAGUGAAGACAACAAACGACGCUCGACCAAUCAUCAGUCUCGGCGAGUGUCAUAUUCCUGGCACCCAAAUCACACAUGAAAGCCUUGCGCAAGGAUUCCCUUUCUCUUUUCCUGAGUAUCAUCACUUUACUUACCUAUUGCAUCUCAACAUAUUAUUAUUGAGCUCUGAGCUUCAGCAAUCCUUCGCCCAUCUGGCACUCGCCGUCAUACUCAUAAUCUACGAUGUCCGGAGCGGGAGGCCCACCGCAGCGGGGCGGCGGACGCGGCGGGAGAGGCCGCGGAGCGGGUGGUGAUCGCGGUGGCGGCCGUGGUGGAAUGUUCAAUGACCUUCCCUACCGGCCAGCUCAAGGUGAUCGAGGAGACAGAGGCGGCUUCAGAGGUCGCGGUGGUCGUGGCGGAGGGCGCGGUGGCGGCCACUUUGACCAAGGUCCUGCGAUUUUCUCUCCGCCUGGCGGCGUUCCCUCCCCGAGUACGAAAGUGACCCAAACAGAGGAUGCCCUCGCUAGUGCCCUGGUCAAGAAAGAAAAGUCCAUAUCGCAUCCUGAGCGACCUGGUUACGGCACGCGAGGCAAAAGUGUACAGUUAUUUGCCAAUUACUUUGAACUGAAGUCGACCGGGAAGGGCCUAUAUCGCUAUCAUGUCGACGUCAAAGGUGGCUCGUCCACCAAGGCGCUUAACGUGAAGAAGAGAAAGCAGGUUUUCCGUCUUUUGCUCGAAGAGCAUUUUCCCCAGCUCCGAAAGAGCAUUGUGACUGAUUACAGGUCGACUCUGAUAUCACAUGUAAAGGUCCUAGACCAGGACAAUGUGGAGGUUACCUUUGAUGUGCGAUACCGCGGCGAUUAUGAAGACGAGUAUCCAGAAAACCCUGAGGUUUUCCGAGUAAGCUGCCAGUACACCGGUCAGGUUGAUCCUGCUAGUCUUCUGAAUUACUUGACCUCGUCCGAUGCUUCCGCUAUGUUCGAAUCCAAGGAGCACAUUGUGCAGGCGCUAAACAUCGCUAUCGGCUACCAGCCCAAGUCUGCCGACGCCAUUGCUUCUAUUGGUGCCAACAAACAUUAUGCUAUACACGAUGGCCUCGCGGAGAAGUUUAAUCUGGGGUCUGGUCUCGAAGCACUCCGAGGAUAUUUUGUGAGUGCUCGUGCUGCAACGGCACGCAUCCUAGUCAAUGUUCAGGUCAAAUACGUGGCUUGUUACCAAGAUGGUCCUUUGAACCAGGUUAUUGGCGAGUUUCAGCGGACGGGUCCUUCCAACGUAUAUAACCUCAAGAAAUUCCUCUCGAAACUCAGGGUCCGCGUCACACACAUCGAACGCAAGGGCAAGAAGGGACAGAUGAUACCAAGAAUUAAGACGAUCAGCGACCUCGCCACUCCCCAUGAUGGAAGCUCACUGUCCAAUCCACCAAAGGUGCCAAAAAUGGGGGCAGGGCCCACAGAGGUACAGUUCUUCCUGGAUGCCCCCGGCCAGCAAACUGCAUCAUCCGGGCCCAAAGGUAAGAAGGGAAAGAAACCGGUCAAAGCGGGCCCUAAAUCUUCGGGAUCAUACAUCACUGUAGCCGAAUUCUUCAAGCGCAAUUACAACAUCACUGUCAACCCCAAGAUGCCGGUUUUGAACGUCGGAACGAAGGCUCAGCCAUCGUAUCUACCCGUGGAAGUGUGCAGGGUUGAGCCAGGCCAGCCGGCCAAGGGGAAACUCACACCAAACCAAACGCGUGAAAUGCUAAAGUUCGCUGUUCGGACCCCGGCACAGAAUGCUCUAUCUAUUGUCAACAGAGGAACAGAGACUUUGGGAAUUGGAGAAUCCCCCAAUCCUACUUUGGUCGACUUCGGUAUCCAGACCAGCCCUAAUCUAGUCACAGUACCAGGUCGCGUCCUACCUCCUCCAAACGUCUUUUACAAGGACAACAAGUCAAAUCAGAAACAGAUUGCGCCCAUUGGGGGUAGCUGGAACAUGAAAUCGGUUAGGUUCUCGACGUCGUCAAAGCUCGCCAAGUGGACCUGGUUGCUCAUCGCCACACCUGGCGACAGACAACACUUUGGAGGACCCGAAGACUUGAACGACUGUUUGAAACAAUUCACUGCCAAACUCAACGAGGUUGGAGUGCUUGCGCAGCUCCCAAAACCAGGAACACGUGUUCUACUAAACCGCAACACCUACGAGGCAGAUAUCAACGCCGCAAUAGCCGGGCUCAUGCGGCAACACCAGCCGUCCCUUAUUCUCACGAUACUCCCAUUCAAUGAUGCCGGAAUCUAUAAUUGCGUCAAAUUAGCUUGCGACGUCCGUCAUGGCGUCCGCAACAUCAACGUUUUAGCUGAACGCUUCAAAGAGCGGAAAGAGCAGUAUUUUGCCAACGUCGGCCUCAAGUUCAACCUCAAGCUCGGGGGAAUCAACCAGAUAGUGAAACCCAAUGAACUCGGCAUCAUUGGCGCUGGGAAGACAAUGCUCCUUGGUAUAGAUGUCACCCAUCCCUCUCCAGGCUCUGCCGACGGUGCUCCUAGUGUCGCAGGUAUGGUCGCGUCUAUCGACUCCUCCCUAGGCCAAUGGCCUGCCGAGAUCCGUAUCCAAGAAUCCCGCAAGGAGAUAGUCGAUGACCUUGACUCUAUGCUUAAAGCUCAUCUUCGCCGCUGGGCCGCAACUCAUAAAGGCACAUACCCUGAGAACAUCAUUGUCUACCGCGAUGGUGUUUCCGAGGGCCAAUACGACCUUGUCACGGAAAAGGAACUCCCGCUCCUCAAAUCCGCCGCCCGCGACAUCUACCCAGCAUCUGAUACAAAGAAGGGUCUCCCCAAAUUCUCCAUAAUAAUCGUCGGCAAGCGACACCAUACACGCUUUUAUCCCACCAAGCAGGAGGACGCAGACCGUUCCAACAAUCCCGUCAACGGCACAGUCGUCGACCGCGGAAUCACAGAGGCGAGGAACUGGGACUUCUUCCUACAAGCCCACACUGCGCUCAAGGGAACCGCACGUCCGGCGCACUACUACACCGUCUGGGACGAGAUUUUCAGAAAGCUCAAGCCUUCGGCCCCGCACCAGAACACGGCCGACAUGCUGGAAGCCAUGACACACCACAUGUGCUACCUCUUCGGACGUGCCACCAAGGCCGUCAGUAUCUGUCCGCCAGCCUACUAUGCCGAUCUAGUCUGCACAAGAGCACGCUGCUACCUCUCGCGCGUGUUUGAUCCGGCGACGCCGAGCGGGAGUGUCAUUACCGGUGAAGGGCAGAGUCUUCGAGCUGAUGACUCAGAUGUUAGAGUUCAUCCUAAUGUUGCGGAUACGAUGUUCUACAUUUGAUCUAACAUCCGUGGCUUUCUGGUCUCUCAAAUCUAGUGUCGUGGGUGUGAAUUAGCGAAAAUCAACAACCGGGUAUCUAUGUGCUCGAGUGCCUUGAUCAUGAUUGCUGGAGUAUUAGUUACUAUAUGGUUGAAUAACCUGGAAAGAGUUUUACGUUUUUCUUUACGGUUUACGUAGCUAGCUAUCAGAAUGAAUCGAUGUUUUUUUGUACUUGCGCCACGGAU